This is a messenger RNA of Amorphotheca resinae ATCC 22711, 4260 nucleotides long. RefSeq lists its product as hypothetical. Gene Ontology annotation, biological process: negative regulation of glycogen biosynthetic process; intracellular signal transduction; protein phosphorylation. The transcript has 4 exons. Gene Ontology annotation, cellular component: cytosol; cytoplasm; nucleus. NCBI's taxonomy places the organism in Eukaryota, Fungi, Ascomycota, Leotiomycetes, Helotiales, Amorphothecaceae. The record is from RefSeq and is a predicted model, not a curated record. The coding region runs from base 250 to 3873 and encodes 1207 amino acids. Gene Ontology annotation, molecular function: protein serine/threonine kinase activity; ATP binding.
UAGCGACGCGUUGCCACCCAGACGCUCAUUAUCCUGUACAAGACGACGGAUACGCGCCGACACUGAGAUCAAUACGCCCAGACAACCGCCGCCAGUGCCAGAUUCCUUGGGCGACUGACUUGCUUUGCAAUAAUACACUCGCAAUACCCGGCUGCCAGUUCUACCCCACGAAAACCCCGCUGAUAUCUCUCGACGGCCUCUGGCCUCCCAGCUGCCAUUCCUCCGCGGACGACCCAUCUCCGUCCAAUUAUGCUGGAGUCAGAUGCUCCAAUCCAACAUGGCGCCGAACUACACACAACAAAGGCUGAGAGAGGUCGACGAGGCCAGUCUCCGCCUGCCGACCUGCUCAUUCCCAAGAAUCGAAGCACCGGGAACCUCACAGCACAACCUUCGAAAGGCGCGGAUAAAGCGAGGCUGCGAUUUUCCUUUGAUGCCGGUUUGUCGGCGGCAGAGUAUGACACGAUGUCGAGAUCUCCAGUCAUGACGGAACACGAGCAUGGGCUUGGGACAUCUGGUUUGAGCAGAAUACGCCAGCAACCGCGAACCCCGACUAUCCCGUCCUCGGGGUCUUCUUCUCGCAACCCUUCCGUGGGACCACGGUCAAGUUCAAUGACUCUUACACUUCCAAAUCCUCGAUCUGGCUCCAUAGCUAUCACUUCCGGGCCCUCUUCGCCGACCUUGAAUUUCACAGAAGACCUCAGUCGCUUUCCAUCCGAAUCCCUCCACUCCUUUUCUUUCGCCCAUCAAUCCGAAGAUUUCAUACAUAAUCGGCAAAAUGUCCUCAAAAGAUCGGUUGAAUUUAUGUCACAGAAGCUGGGCCGUGGAGCAGGCAAUGCUGGAAUCGCCCACGCACAAGCAAGGCUCAGUGGAGACCAAGAGAUGCAGGGUAUGCUGGAAUUGCUAGCGAGGGCGAAUUUGGUCGGCGCAAACAAUAUCGCAGGUUAUGGACAGUCUGGUCUGAUGGGACCUCUUACGGGGCCGGCGGGCGUUGAUGAUGCGGGGAACGUCUUUGACAGUUACUUUAUGCCACGGUCCGAAAGUCCAGAUGCUAUCGAAACUCCCGGGACUUCACCAACAACUGUUAGGAAGCCUGUUCCCACAAAGACAAUUCCCGAACAAACCAGAGAAUCGAAGGAGGAAGAAACACCAAGUGUCGAAAUAGACUCAGAACCAUCUUCCAGCCCCCCCAUAGAGGACGGCCAGGCAACGACCAAGGCCUCUUCUCCUAUCACAAGAAGGCAGAGCCUCAGAAGAACUUACACAGAUACAGCACCCUUAUCCAUUCAAAAUAAGCUCAUGGAUGCUCUAGCACAACCAUUCGUAGCCGGCGAUGCCUUACACGAUCAACUAUUAUCACCGAUAUCCUCACCCAACGGCCCCCCAUCAUUCAUUGUCCCGGGCCCCCAUCUACCUGGACCUGCGGUGCACGCUCACUCUAGUCGAUGGGCUCCAGCAGCGCAAGCUAUCUUUACCACUGAGAUUAACGCACCCUAUACUAUUUUAGCCGCCAAUGAUCUUGCAUGCCUUGUUUUCGGUGUUACGAAAGCCGAGGUCAGGAAGAUGGGGAUCUUGGAGGUUGUGAGAGAAGAGAGACGGGCCUGGUUAGAGGAGAAGUUACAAUCACCAGGGUCUGCUACAGAAUUCGGCAAGAAUGCCCCUCAAUCCCCACCGCAGAGUCGGAGCCAGCAACCAAGCCCAACUCCCACAACGUCUUUUCUCGUUGGAAAGCCUGGAAUAACAGCUAGUCUACUUAGUAGACCAAAUUCUCGGUCAGCAAAACAGCCAACUCGCAGAGCACAGACCGAUGAUGGUGCAGGGUCCAGUAUUGCGGCAAGGACAAAAGCAUCCAGAGGUGGGCUUUAUCAUCCAAGCAACAAAUCAAGGGGCGUUUUGCUCUGUGGUGAUGUGGUACCUAUACGAAAACGUAAUGGGGUUACUGGAUCAGCUAGCUUGUGGGUCAAGGAGAAAAGAGGUAGUUUGAUCUGGGUUCUCGAGGAGAUUCACGAGGAUGUGGCUUGCAUUGGUGUGGAUGACGACGCCAUUGUUACAAAGAUCUCUGGAUCGACGGAGCCGAUAUGGGGAGAAAAUAUUGCUACGGUUGGCAAGGACAUUGGGAAAUUAUUACCAACGAUACCUCGACAGGGGAUCGAUGGAAGGACGGGUGAGAUAGACUAUGCCGAACUCACUAAGCGGAAGUAUUUCACUGCCCGAAAUGCUGGACGCGCAAAUAUCCCAUGCAUAGUCGACCGAAUCCCAGAUGGUACAGACCUGAAAGUGUCAAGCUUCCCACAUAUAGCGGGAAUCAUGGUUCUUUCGGCGCAGACGUUACAGAUCACAAGCUCCAAUUCUGUCUUCUCAGCUGCACUCUUUGGCCAAGAGAAACCCGAUGGGAGAUCUAUCACUGAUCUUAUCCCCGAUUUCGAUCGCAUGCUAAAGAUACUUACAGAGGAAGACGGUGUUGCUCUUACCGAUGGUAUUGUGAUACCUGAGCACAGCUUCCGUCGCGCCAGAGCUUUCCUGGCUUUACGAGAUGGUAAAGGGGACGCUGCAUCAUACUUGCUACGGCCAGAUGGUCUUCCAGCAAAGCACAGGGACGGAUCAGAGAUCAAGAUUGACGCACAACUCAGGGUUGUGAAGUCGGAUACAAAUCCAGCUCCCAAAUUUGACGAGAAUGUGAUCGAGGAAAGGAGUGAUGAGGAGGAGGAUGGCACUGUCAACUCCGAGCCACAGUCCGAACUAGUCUAUGCUCUGUGGAUUACAUACUCCCGCCAAAUUCAUGCAAACGGGCAAAAUCUUGGUGCAGCAACACCUCUGCUAGCAGGCGCCCAGACUCCGUUACAUCAACCGUCACCCGGACAGACGGAAAUUGCCAGCCCGAUGGAUAUGGACUCUGAUGAGCCUCAAAAAGAACAGUCGCACGCUUCUUUGCUCACGACUCAACUCAAAGCAGCCGCUAAGAAGACGGCGGCCAAGAUUGCAGGUCGCGAGAUGCCACCACCUCCACAACCGGAAAAGGCGAAGGAAGUGGUACCCGAGGUCAAGGACGCCGUUCACAAGAAGAGUAUCAACGACUUUGCGAUCCUCGAAGAGAUGGGCCAAGGUGCUUACGGUCAGGUGAAACUGGCAAGGUACAAGAAGAAUGGCAACAGGAAGAUGGUGCUCAAAUACGUAACAAAACGCCGGAUUCUCGUUGAUACUUGGACUCGGGAUAGAAGGCUGGGAACAGUUCCCCUGGAGAUUCACGUCCUCGAUUAUCUUCGUCGAGAUGGCCUCAAGCACCCUAACAUUGUCGAGAUGGCUGACUUCUUCGAGGACGAUGUGAAUUAUUACAUCGAGAUGAAACCUCAUGGCUUACCUGGCAUGGAUCUCUUCGACUACAUUGAGCUUCGUGUCAACAUGGAAGAGGACGAGUGCCGCAGCAUCUUCGUACAAGUUGCAAAGGCGAUCCAUCACCUCCAUACCAAGGCUUUGGUGGUGCAUCGUGACAUCAAAGACGAGAACGUCGUUCUGGAUGGUGAGGGGAAUAUUAAGCUUAUAGAUUUUGGUAGCGCUGCGUAUAUCAAGAACGGACCCUUUGACGUCUUCGUUGGAACUAUUGAUUACGCAGCUCCAGAGGUCCUGGCGGGGAAGCCAUACCGAGGUAAAGAGCAAGAUGUCUGGGCCCUUGGUAUCCUUCUCUACACCAUCGUCUACAAGGAGAAUCCCUUCUACAGCAUCGACGAGAUCAUGGACCGAGAUCUCCGAGUUCCCUAUGUGAUGAGCGAAGAUAGCAUUGACCUGAUCCGCGCGAUGCUGGACCGAGAUGUUGAUUCCAGGAUUACCAUUGAGCAGGUGUUGGGCCACCCGUGGUGCGAGUCGUCCGAUGACGAAUGAAGGAUGAUUGGCAAGGAUUUGAGAUUUGGAAACUGCUAGAUAAGGCAACGGAGCCUGGGCGCGAGAAGCACAGCAGGAUAUACCAGGGGCGUCGGGCAUUACACGAAGGGACUACAUAUACAGACCGAAUUCAGGUCGAGAAGCAGUUUACACUUCACGGGCUAUGCAGAUGUGCGUUAAGAGGGAGGAUAUACGAGCAAUGAUACCCAAGAAAGAGAGAGAGAGAGAGCGUGUAGCAAGCGAGCGAGCGAGCGAGCAAGCAAUCAAGCGACAGCACUGAUGGCUUUUUUUGUUUUUACCUUAACGAAAGCAGACAUGGAACCCCCCCCCCGGUUGGUAUGACCGGAUGGGAACGAGAAGACAUAUCUGUGUAUAUGAAUGAGGAAU